UGUUGGCCACCGUUCUACCCAGAAAGCUAUUUUUCUAAGCGAGUGCAUUGCAGGUUGCAGCCAUUUCUUUCAUCUGCUUGUCUCAUUUUAUUCGGUGUUGUCUGAGAGAGGUGUCGUUUGUCCAGAUUUUUAAAUUCGGAGUAAUCGGAAGUUCGGUUUUCCUCUUGUCUUUUGUGUCAGCUGGCGUGCUUGCCAGCUGAAAUCUCGUCGGGAUGGACCCAGCAAGCCGAUAUCAAGUGCUGCACAAUGAGGAUGACUCUUCAGAGGCCUCCACCAGCGAGCAGCAGCCGUGCACCUCUGCCACAGCCCAGGCUGGUGCACCACGCCAGGACCAGGACCAGGCCCAGGCCCAGGCCAGCAUGGUGUCUGUCCCAACACCAGGGGAGGUAUUAGGAUCAAGGACUCAGGGAGAGGCAGAGGCACCUCCACCUCCUUACGCCUCCAUUGACCUUGGAGCAACUGCAGCUGCACCGGAAACUAGUUUCCCAGGUGACUUCCCAGUGCCUCCGCCCUACAGUGUCGCCACCUCACUGCCCACAUAUGAUGAAGCAGAGAAGGCCAAAGCAGCCGCCAUGGCCACCUCUGCUGUGGAGGUGGUGCCACGGGAUGAUGAUUUCCCCCCCAGAGAUGAUUUCAGUGACGCUGAUCAGCUGCGAGUUGGAAACGAUGGAAUCUUCAUGUUAGCCUUUUUCAUGGCCUUCCUCUUCAACUGGAUCGGGUUCUGCCUGUCCUUCUGUUUGACCAACACCAUUGCAGGACGCUACGGAGCCAUCUGCGGCUUCGGCCUGUCCCUCAUCAAGUGGAUUCUCAUCGUCCGGUUCUCCGACUACUUCACUGGCUACUUUAAUGGUCAGUACUGGCUCUGGUGGAUCUUCCUGUUGCUUGGUCUCCUGCUGUUCUUCAGGGGCUUUGUUAACUACCUAAAAGUCCGCAACAUGUCAGAGAACAUGGCCGCCUCUCACAGAACACGCCUCUUCUUCCUCUACUAAAGACUCCCACACCAUCACUAUUUCUUUCCAAUGUGAUGUUCCUUCCCUCCCCCUUGGAUGACUUGACAAGGCGUCUUGCAGUGAAGAGAGAGACGAGGAAUGAGUGAAUCGAAGAAGUAGGGAGAAAGCGUUACCGGUCUCAUUAAAAACAUAACACAUCUCACUCUGAAAUCACUGCUUCUCAACUCAGCUGUAAAAUUUCUUCUUUGGUGGUCAUUGUUUUUCAUUUCGCUUUGAUUCAAAAGCUGUUAUCAACAGCUGUGCGGAACGCUAGGCCUGCGUCAGAGUAGGAGCGUUGUUGAUCUCAGUACACACUUGGUAUAAAGACAGAAGAUUUCCAUUCACUCAGACGCUGAAUGAAAGCACAAUGAGACAUAAUUUGACUGAAACUGUCUUAAAUACCAGAAACGCAUACAGGUACUUUAGGUAGCUGCAACAUUUAUAAGGAACUAAGUCGGCUCAUUUGAUGAUAUUGCUUUCUCUGUGUGAACUUCUAGUGACAGCAGCUUGGUGUCUAUAAAGUGACACUUAAAAUAGAAACUUGUAGGGCGUGGAAACCUAUUCUGAGCCUUUGAUAUUCAGUUUUUCCCUCCAAAUUUUUUCCUCAUUUGUUUCCAAAGAUCAAGUUAAGAAUUUCUCCUUUAGCAGAAAUGACUUCUGCACAUCAGCAGUUUCAUACAGUUUGCACAUUUUUUAAGUUCAGAGUGUUUGAAGUCUUACUUCACAGACAUGUGGCAUGACCAAAUUAAAUCAGCCGGCAGUUUUAUAGUGUGCAUCCUACUAACCUCUUUGUACCCCAUGGAAAAUAGAAACCAGAAGGCAAGAUGGAAGAUUUAUCAGUUUACAUAUCACACACCCUGGUGCUUUCACUGUUUUUAAGCCAAACAUACAAGCUCACUCAUGCUUCAUUCCUGUUGAGCUUUUGCUUCACCGUGGCCAAAUGCAGCUCAGAAUAUCCCACAGGGUGGAAAACCACUUGCAUUUUGUUAAAAUGCAUUCAAAAUGUUAUUUUUUUAGACAAACGAUCAGUUAAAUAAAGUCCACAUUUUUCUAUAAUCUCUGAGCCAUUGAAUAACUGAAACAACAGACCACAAGCUUUUCUCAAAGUAAUUUAGAUAAUGAAAAUGGUCUGUCAGUAAAAUCUGGUAAAAUGCAUGUAAUUUUACUAAAAGUACAAAGGUUCACGCUGAACUGAACUAUGCAGUAGUUAUUUCUAUCCAUCGUGACGUGUUUAGAAAAGGAAGGGCUACAUUAACCUUGGCACUGGAUGGCAUUGUCUGCAUGAAUCAAAGAAAAAUGAAAAGAACGUUUCUAUAAGUUCUUGGAAAAUUUCACACAUUUGCCACCUUUUUUAGUCAUUUCAUCAUAACCACUGUCCUUAGUCACCUCUGAGACAUCACACACACCUACCUGUUUGUUCCUGACUCCACACUGCCUGACUACCACAUAAGUUUGGCAAAACAGUACAGUAUCUGUAAGCUGCUGAGGAGCAGAGCUAAUCAGCAAAAGCUCCUUGGAUGAAUUAGUGUUUUUUAGGCCAUGCAGGCUGGUCCAGUUGGAUCAGUGGCAAUAGGACUAUGUGGGGAAAUCGGCCUCGAAUGCGCCUCCUGUUUUGGUGCUGUGGAAGCGGAAUAAGCAUUUUACAUACAGCACAGUGCAGUAACAUUUAACGUGCCAGGCUUGAGUAAAAGGCCUAUGCAAUGUAAUUAUUUGUAAUGACUUUCAAUAAUCUAAUUGUGGAUGUGAAGUCCUGUGAUGUAGCUGAAUAGCUUAGUUACCAGAGCUUGAGAUCCAGUCGUGACAUGUUUGGUGCAGUGUUAGGUGGUUGCUAAUUUUUUGAUAAAGCAGUAAGUUAGGUGUGUGUGUGGGUACUAUGCACACUUGCCAAGAAAAUGAUUUAAUCACCAGUAAAUCAGAGGGAAAUGAAAUAAAAAUGUGACAGGUUGUGCAUGAUUUAGAGAAAACAAACACAUGGAUCCCUCUGGGCGUUUGGCUUUUAUGAAAAAUGUUAGGUUAGAACUUCUUCCUUUGAUGUAACAUGGCUCCUGUCGGGAAAGCAGUGAGAGCACAUUUGUUAUGUGAUAAACUGAGAACUAAUCAGCAGACGUUGCUGUUUCUAGCAAAUCUGACAGGAAAUGUGCAGGAUGAAUGAGCUUGUGCGUCAUGAAAAUGGAGCCUGACUGGACAAAGAAAAACAAACAUGGUUUUGUUUAUUAUUGUCAUCCAGAAGAAGAAAUGUGUAUAUUCCAGCUUAUGCCAAUUGUUAUUUGCACUUUGAAGAGCUUCUGUACAUAUGAUUUGUGAAUCUUGAGUCUUAGGAGUAGAAAAACCAAGAACAGUUACUUGUCUUAGCCAUCCAUUUCAACUGGAAGUCUUAUUAGUCCCAAAUUUGCAUUUUGCACUUUUUGUUUUUUUCUUUUCCAGAAUGAUCAUAUUGUUUUUAGGUGUCUUGUUUCUUCGCUUUGAGCCUAAGAUGUGAUGGCUUAAGUAUUGCCAAUUUUUUUUUCUGCUGUUUUGGACUCUUGUCAAAUCCCACUAAAACGUCUUUCAGCAAUAUCAAGGUCUUUCAUACAUGAAUUUAACCUCUGGUGCAUGAUUUAUUCACCUGAAUGAGUGGGAUGUUAUUGGGAUUAAUCUAAUACAAAUAUAUUUCUUUGUUUGUAAAUAAUUGGGGAUGGGGGGGUCCGAGAUGACAGCCAAAUGUUUUGGUCCAUUGUCAUUCUUGUAACAUCUUCUGAAACAGUUGUUAUGCAUUUAUUGUAACUGGAAGUUAAUUGACUGUCUUGCAAAAAUGCCAAUAAAGUUCAAAAGCCUGCCAUUAUGUUGAACUGACAUUUAUAAUCAUA
This is a messenger RNA of Monopterus albus (swamp eel), 3835 nucleotides long. RefSeq names its product Nedd4 family interacting protein 2 (gene ndfip2). NCBI's taxonomy places the organism in Eukaryota, Metazoa, Chordata, Actinopteri, Synbranchiformes, Synbranchidae. The transcript is spliced from 8 exons. Gene Ontology annotation, molecular function: WW domain binding. Gene Ontology annotation, cellular component: Golgi apparatus; perinuclear region of cytoplasm; endoplasmic reticulum. Bases 213 to 989 code for a protein of 258 amino acids. The record is from RefSeq and is a predicted model, not a curated record. Gene Ontology annotation, biological process: metal ion transport; vacuolar transport; ubiquitin-dependent protein catabolic process.